Molecule: messenger RNA, 1044 nt
Organism: Cotesia congregata
Lineage: Eukaryota; Metazoa; Arthropoda; Insecta; Hymenoptera; Braconidae
Source: the annotation of a GenBank genome assembly
CUGUCGGAGGACAUUGGAUAUGUGCUCUAUUCAGCACUUGGAAGCUUCUACAUCCCUUCAUGCAUAAUGGUGUUCGUAUACAUACGCAUAUAUUUUGCGGCAAAAGCGAGGGCGAGAAGAGGAAUACGGAAGAAACCAAGACCGCAGCCAGUGGCACCACCCGAGUCACCGGAUAUCCGGCAGACAAGCUUCACUCAGUCUACUUCGGCAACUGAGCCUAGGCUGGCUCACGGCAUCAAUACUCUAGAAAAUGUAGCGACCAUCGAGAAUCAACCAGUACAAAUUCCCAUCGUCACUUGUGACUUCGCAAGUGAUGUAAGUACUUCCGAAGCCGAUCCUGGGGGUGGAUCUACUACCGAUGAAAAAGAUACGCUCAAGGUGUCAGUGGCACUGCCACUGCAGAAGACAAAUCUAAAGGCAACAUUGUCGGUGAACGGAAAUGAGGGUCACUCAGGUCUAACAACGUCAUCGAUGACCAUCAGUGUCCCACAGACAUUACGUUGCCGUGCCCCGAGUGUCGGGAUUGACGUUGAUAUGGUGUCAGAAUUCGAUCCAUCGUCGUCAGACAGCGGUGUCGUGUCCCGCUGUGCAGUUGUAAAACCACUUAAAUUACGUUUGUGCCGACCAAUAUUUGGUCGCAAAGCCAUGGGUAAAGUAAAGCGUGAUAAUAACAGUGAUGCAUCCUCAUCGCGUAACAAUAAUAUGUCGGGCAAUAACAAUAGUCGGGAUUGUGGGACACCAGUCGGAGUUUUGAAGCCAGUUAAGCCGCGGGAUCCAGAAAGGGAGAAACGUCGUAUCGCACGAAAAAAGGAGAAACGUGCAACAUUGAUUCUUGGUUUGAUAAUGGGCAGUUUUAUUGCUUGUUGGUUACCAUUUUUCUUUUUAUAUAUUGUUAAACCAUUGUUCCCAUUUUUAUCUAUUCCUGGACAAACAUUUGUAAUUGCGUUCUGGCUCGGUUACAUGAAUUCCGCCCUCAAUCCAGUCAUUUAUACAGUAUUCAAUAAAGACUUUCGUCGUGCGUUUCGUAGGAUACUUUAUAAAUAA